CUGACUUGUUGGGGUCUGGAGUCGGAACUCUGGAGUCUGGAGUCUGGAGUCUGGAGUCGGAACCGGGUGAGUCUGGAGUAAGGACUGAUUAUUGCCUUUGUGUCAUGAGACGGGGUUCUCACGCACUUCCACGCCGGCUACUGAUGCGACGUCUGCCAUCUGCCCACGCCUCCUCAUUCAUCGAACACUGCCACGACUGUCUCCAGAACAGCAGCACGAGCACGAGCACAAUGACAAGGACAAGCAGAAGUAGGAAGAUGAAGGAGACACCUAGCCGGAGUCCUGAUCCUGGCCCUGGCCCUGGCCCUGGCGCAUCAGUUGUGUCCCCGACCGCCGCUCGUCGCUAACUGCUUGCAGGCACUGGCCCUGGCUGUCUCGUGCCGUUUCUUACUUGGUCUGGUCGAUGCUAAGGUAAUACUCGCUGGGGAGGAAAUCUGGCUGUGCCCAUCGU
Messenger RNA from Pseudovirgaria hyperparasitica, 451 nucleotides. RefSeq lists its product as uncharacterized. The coding region runs from base 105 to 347 and encodes 80 amino acids. The transcript has 2 exons. The record is from RefSeq and is a predicted model, not a curated record. NCBI's taxonomy places the organism in Eukaryota, Fungi, Ascomycota, Dothideomycetes, Acrospermales, Acrospermaceae.